AUGUGCCGCUACCCGCUCGGUAUGACCGGAGGGCAGAUUCAGGACGAGGACAUCUCCGCUUCCAGUCAGUGGUCUGAGUCCACUGCUGCAAGAUUUGGAAGACUCGACUUUGACAACGGAGACGGCGACGGGGCCUGGUGUCCUGACAUCAUGUCAGAGCCGGACGGCCUCAAAGAGUAUCUCCAGGUGGACCUGCGUUCGCUGCACUUCAUCACGCUCGUGGGCACCCAAGGUCGCCAUGCCGACGGCAUGGGUAAUGAGUUCGCCCAGCGGUACAGGAUCAAGUACAGCCGAGACGGCAGCAACUGGGUGGGAUGGCACGAUAGGAAGGGAAGGCAGGUCAUCGAGGGCAACAGGAACGCAUACGACGUGGUGCUGAAGGACCUGGAGCCUCCCAUCAUCGCUCGCUUCGUCCGCUUCAUGCCCGUGACCGACCACUCCAUGAUCGUGUGCAUGAGGGUGGAGCUGUACGGCUGUGAAUGGCUCGAUGGCCUGAUGUCUUAUAGCAUCCCAGAUGGAGACCAGAUGAUCUACAGAGGCCUGGACGUCUUCUUUAAUGACUCCGUGUAUGAUGGAGCAUCAGCNNCCAGGCUGACAAAAGGCCUCGGCCAGCUCACAGAUGGCACUUGGGGUCUGGACGACUUUCUCCACAGCCACAUCUACGGCAUGUGGCCCGGAUACGACUACGUGGGCUGGAGCAACAAGAGCUUCCCCAAAGGUUACGUGGAGAUGAUCUUCGAGUUCGACCACGUCCGAAACUUCACGUCCAUGAAGGUUCACUGCAGCAACAUGUUCGGCCGAGGAGUGCGGAUGUUCAGACAGGUCACUUGUUACUUCCGGUCGGGACCAGACUGGGAGUCCGACCCGGUGACCUUCAGGCCUGCUGUCGACCGCGCCGGCCAAACCUCCCGCUUUGUCAACGUGCCCCUCGGGGAUCGCACAGCCAGCGCCAUCAAAUGCCGUUUCCACUUCGGUGACCUUUGGAUGCUGUUCAGCGAGGUGGCCUUCCAGUCAGGCUCAGCCGUGUACAAUACGUCGCUGACUCCUCGCAAACAUGGACAUCCCACAAACACGCUGCCAGGAGCUGAUCCCACUCACAAAGUGGACGACAGCAACACCAGGAUCCUGAUUGGCUGCCUGGUGGCCAUCAUAGCCAUCCUAUUGGCUAUCAUCGUCAUCAUCCUGUGGCGGCAGGUCUGGCAAAAGAUGCUUGAGAAGGCCUCCCGCCGCAUGUUGGACGACGAACUCACGGCUCGUCUGGCAGUGCAGACCCAGGCCUUCUCCUUCCACCACUCCUCCCUGUCCAGUGAAGGCGGCUCCACCUCCAACUCCACCUAUGAGAGGAUCUUCCCCCUCUGCGCCGACUACCAAGAGCCUUCACGCCUCAUCCGGAAACUGCCUGAGUUCGCUCAGUCCAACGAGCACCUUGGUAAGUUUGCCAAGGACAAAUCUGUGAAACCCGGCGGUUCGGAUGGGGCUCCCCACUACGCUGAGGCGGAUAUCAUCAGUCUGCAGGAGUCUUCAGACAGCAGCACCUACUCCAUCACAGCUGUCAACAUGAAUCUCUUCGCUGGCACCGAUUCAUCCAUGAGAGAGUUUCCCAGACAGAAGCUCACCUUCAAGGAGAAACUGGGAGAGGGCCAGUUCGGAGAAGUGCACUUGUGUGAGGCCGAGGGCAUGCAGGACUUUUUGGACGAGGAUUUGUCUAUAGAGGGAAACAACGAGUCACCUCUGCUCGUCGCCGUGAAAACACUGCGGGAAGACGCCAACAAGAAUGCAAGGAACGACUUCCUGAAGGAGAUCCGCAUCAUGUCUCGUCUGAGGGACCCCAACAUCGUCCGUCUGCUGGCGGUCUGCGUGGACACGGACCCUCUGUGCAUGAUCACAGAGUACAUGGAGAACGGAGACCUGAACCAGUUCCUGUGCGAUCUCAGCCUGAAGGAGGCCGCUGACGAAGACACUCGUGUUCUUAGUUACACUAAACUGAUCGGCAUGGCGGCGCAGAUCGCCUCCGGCAUGAAGUACUUGUCCUCUCUGAACUUCGUCCACCGCGACCUGGCGACACGUAACUGCCUGGUGGGUAAGAACUACACCAUAAAGAUCGCCGACUUCGGCAUGAGUCGGAACCUGUACAGAGGAGACUACUACCGGAUCCAGGGCCGGGCCGUGCUGCCCAUUCGCUGGAUGUCGUGGGAGAGCAUCCUGCUGGGUAAGUUCACCAUGGCCAGCGAUGUGUGGGCGUUCGGGGUGACUUUGUGGGAAAUUCUGACGCUGUGUAAGGAGCAGCCGUAUUCUCAGCUCUCUGACGAGCAGGUCAUUGAAAACACAGGAGAGUUUUUCAGGGACCAGGGGAAGCAGGUGUACCUGCCGAAGCCUCCCUGCUGUCCUGACAGAGUCUACAGCGAUCUCAUGCUGAGCUGUUGGAGGAGGAACGCCAAGCAAAGGCCGAGCUUUCAGGAGAUGCACGCUCAGCUGAUGGAGAGUCUGGCAUAGCGGAUGGGAUUUAUAGUUUCUCUCAGCCAUGCACUGUCCUCUUUGCUUCCUUCAGCGUGGGUUCAUUUGAAUUACCUGAGAGGCAACACGUCUGAUGAUUCUGCAGAAGCUUGCUUAUCACAACGGUGCUGUACAUAGAGACACAUGACUUGAACAGAGCCUUAUAUUGUAGAUAUCGUGCAAAUUAGCACAGCAUACUCACCCCUCUGUGUAUUUAUUAACUUCUUUCUAUUUCUCAUGCUAUGUCUAUUUAUAGAGGACUACACGGUUAUCCUAGAUGAAACAGUUGUGAAUGUUUUUUUGAAGUCUUUCACUCAUGCAUAGCCUCCAGGUGAUUUAUUAAAGAAUGUCAGCACUGUUGUGUGACCUUUGUGUUGUCCAACGUUUUUGAUAUUUUAAGAUUUUUAUUAUCUUGAGACUGUUUUCUGGAUGUGUUUUUACUACGCAAAAGCUCACCGGCAUGUUUUAUAAACAUGUCGCAGGAAAUACAUUUGCUGUAUAUAGUUGAUGAGUAGGAAGGAAAAAACGUUGUUUUUUUUUAAAUCAUGUUUCAGACCAAAGAUUUGUGUAAAUAAAGAAAAGAUUAUAAUUGA
Stegastes partitus (bicolor damselfish) is the source of this 3086-nucleotide messenger RNA. It is a transcript of the gene ddr2b, whose product is annotated as discoidin domain receptor tyrosine kinase 2b. Bases 1 to 2493 code for a protein of 830 amino acids. Gene Ontology annotation, cellular component: signaling receptor complex; plasma membrane. The record is from RefSeq and is a predicted model, not a curated record. Gene Ontology annotation, biological process: positive regulation of neuron projection development; protein phosphorylation; positive regulation of phosphatidylinositol 3-kinase/protein kinase B signal transduction. Gene Ontology annotation, molecular function: ATP binding; collagen binding; protein tyrosine kinase collagen receptor activity. The transcript has 15 exons. Lineage: Eukaryota; Metazoa; Chordata; Actinopteri; Pomacentridae.